GGGGGACUUGGGGAAAUUUUGGGAGUCGAGGAAUCGAUUCUCCAAGUCCACACAAAGUUGAUGGUCCAUGUAUCCCAACGGCUAGUUCCCCGUAUAUAUCAGUACGGCCGACCGGUGCUCUGCGAUCUCGGUGAGGCUCGUUUCCAAAAAGGUAGUCAUACAGACGAUAUUCAGCCCUAUCAAUACCGUGCCUCCGAAGUGAUCUUGAACAUCCCUUUGGAUGAGAAGGUGGAUAUUUGGAAUGUCGCAGUCCUAACUUGGGAUUUGUUCGAGCAUGGCAACCUAUUCAAAACUACAGGCGGAGCUGAGAACAAGGAAGACAAUGUCUACCGUCUUGCCUAUAUGAUCGCGUUGCUUGGUCCCCCUCCCAAAGACUUGCUGCAGCAAAGUCGAUCUGAUCAGCUGUGACAAUGGUAUGACAAGGAGGAUGGUAAUUGGAAAGGGGUCGC
Serpula lacrymans var. lacrymans S7.9 is the source of this 449-nucleotide messenger RNA. RefSeq lists its product as uncharacterized. Gene Ontology annotation, molecular function: ATP binding; protein kinase activity. Gene Ontology annotation, biological process: protein phosphorylation; regulation of mRNA processing; spliceosomal complex assembly. NCBI's taxonomy places the organism in Eukaryota, Fungi, Basidiomycota, Agaricomycetes, Boletales, Serpulaceae. The transcript is spliced from 3 exons. The record is from RefSeq and is a predicted model, not a curated record. The coding region runs from base 61 to 408 and encodes 115 amino acids.